Messenger RNA from Pongo pygmaeus (Bornean orangutan), 3156 nucleotides. It is a transcript of the gene NARS1, whose product is annotated as asparaginyl-tRNA synthetase 1. The transcript has 14 exons. Gene Ontology annotation, molecular function: nucleic acid binding; ATP binding; asparagine-tRNA ligase activity. The record is from RefSeq and is a predicted model, not a curated record. Gene Ontology annotation, cellular component: cytoplasm. The coding region runs from base 503 to 2149 and encodes 548 amino acids. Gene Ontology annotation, biological process: asparaginyl-tRNA aminoacylation. NCBI's taxonomy places the organism in Eukaryota, Metazoa, Chordata, Mammalia, Primates, Hominidae.
GCGCACCCCGUCUCGCAGCUGGAGCGGUGUUUGCUGGUGACGUGAACUCAACCAGUCUCAAGCAUCUGGGGAUCGGGGCGACAUCCUUGGUCUGGUUUGCAAGAGGACCCGCACGCCUCCAGCUGGGGCAGAAUUGGAAGAUUCAGAAAGGAAAGUUGGGUAGGCGGGGAAGGAAGGGUGCAAAAGUGACACUGUGCCAGGGUCUCCAGGGCCGCGGAACUCCGUGACAGGCAGCGCCUUCCGAACUGCACAAACGCGUGGGGCGGGCGUGUCUGGAUCCGGAAGUUGCCUCUGCCCUCACCAAAGAUGGCGGCCCCGGCGCCGCUCGCCCACCUCUCGUAACCAAUGGAACCGCGGCGCUCGGCCGAUUCUCGCGGGCGCCCUCAGAUCUACGCUCUCUGAUGCAACGCCGGACUCGCGGAAACCGCCGGUGCACGUUGGAGUCAUAAGACGGCGGGUGUUGCAGUCUGUGUCCUUGGAGGUGACCAGGGCCACUGCAGGCAUGGUGCUAGCAGAGCUGUACGUCUCUGACCGAGAGGGAAGCGAUGCCACGGGAGAUGGAACCAAGGAGAAACCAUUUAAAACAGGUCUAAAGGCUUUGAUGACAGUAGGAAAAGAACCAUUUCCUACCAUUUAUGUAGAUUCACAAAAAGAAAAUGAGAGGUGGAAUGUUAUUUCUAAAUCACAGUUGAAGAACAUUAAAAAGAUGUGGCAUAGGGAACAAAUGAAGAGUGAAUCCCGGGAAAAGAAAGAGGCAGAAGAUAGUUUACGAAGAGAAAAGAACCUGGAAGACGCAAAGAAGAUUACCAUUAAAAACGAUCCAAGUCUCCCAGAGCCAAAAUGUGUGAAGAUUAGUGCAUUAGAAGGAUAUAGAGGCCAAAGAGUAAAGGUGUUUGGCUGGGUCCACAGGCUGCGCAGGCAAGGAAAGAAUUUAAUGUUUCUGGUGUUGCGAGAUGGUACAGGUUAUCUUCAAUGUGUCUUGGCAGAUGAGUUGUGUCAGUGCUACAAUGGAGUACUCUUGUCCACGGAGAGCAGUGUUGCAGUGUAUGGAAUGCUAAAUCUUACCCCAAAGGGCAAGCAGGCUCCAGGUGGCCAUGAGCUGAGUUGUGACUUCUGGGAACUAAUUGGGUUGGCCCCUGCUGGAGGAGCUGACAACCUGAUCAAUGAGGAGUCUGACGUUGACGUCCAGCUCAACAACAGACACAUGAUGAUCCGAGGAGAAAACAUGUCCAAAAUCCUAAAAGCACGAUCCAUGGUCACCAGGUGCUUUAGAGAUCACUUCUUUGAUAGGGGGUACUAUGAAGUUACUCCUCCAACAUUAGUGCAAACACAAGUAGAAGGUGGUGCCACACUCUUCAAGCUUGACUAUUUUGGGGAAGAGGCAUUUUUGACUCAGUCCUCUCAGUUGUACUUGGAGACCUGCCUCCCAGCCCUGGGAGAUGUUUUUUGUAUUGCUCAGUCAUACCGGGCAGAGCAGUCCAGAACACGAAGGCACCUGGCUGAGUACACACACGUGGAAGCCGAGUGUCCUUUCCUGACCUUUGACGACCUCCUGAACCGGUUGGAGGACUUGGUUUGUGAUGUGGUAGAUCGAGUAUUGAAGUCACCUGCAGGGAGCGUAGUGCAUGAGCUCAACCCGAACUUUCAACCCCCUAAACGGCCUUUCAAACGGAUGAACUAUUCAGAUGCUAUUGUUUGGCUAAAAGAACAUGAUGUAAAGAAAGAAGAUGGAACUUUCUAUGAAUUUGGAGAAGAUAUCCCAGAAGCUCCUGAGAGACUGAUGACAGACACCAUUAAUGAACCAAUCUUGCUGUGUCGAUUUCCUGUGGAGAUCAAGUCCUUCUACAUGCAGCGAUGUCCUGAGGAUUCCCGUCUUACUGAAUCUGUCGACGUGUUGAUGCCCAAUGUUGGUGAGAUUGUGGGAGGCUCAAUGCGUAUCUGCGAUAGUGAAGAAAUACUGGCAGGUUAUAAAAGGGAAGGGAUUGACCCCACUCCCUAUUACUGGUAUACGGAUCAGAGAAAAUACGGUACAUGUCCCCAUGGAGGAUAUGGCUUGGGCUUGGAACGAUUCUUAACGUGGAUUCUGAAUAGGUAUCACAUCCGAGACGUGUGCUUAUACCCUCGAUUUGUCCAGCGCUGCACGCCAUAACCAUUUUCUCCAGAAGCGUGGAGGAAAGAUUAUGAAAGGAACAGGCUCUUUAAAAAAGAAAACAAAAAGCCAGAAUCUUCCUUUUUUUGUUUCAUUGGGGUUUUCUCUUUCUGGUUCUUUCUACUACCAUAAAAACUAUGUCAAAUCACCUGAACAUCGAGUGAUAUUAAGAUUGUCAUCUUAAGAAAAAAUAUCCAUUACGAAGUUCGGGGAAGACACCUGGCAUGAAACUGUAGUUAGGGAUACAUUUCAGCAUUUUACUCACUUUAUUCAAGUUAUUCAUUUUAUUCAAGUUACAUGUAUAUAUAAUUCAACAAUUUUAGAUUAUGGUGUAAGAUACUCCAGUAACUUAUCUUUCUGUCCUUUUAAGUAUACCUGGAAUUCUUUGAUUUAUUUUAUUGCAUCAAUGAGUUAAAACAAAAAUCUGGGGGGAAGAAAUUGGCAAUAUCGUAUAAAAAUCUGCUCAUAUUAGAACACAGUAUAAUUCAGCAGUAGACACUAGAAUCAAAUGAAUAGUCUUUUGUACCAGUUAUUAAUCUUUUCUAACUCUGCUUAGCUGCUUAUAAUCCUGAGGCAUAGAAAUUGAUAUGGAAGGAUUUGUAAAAAUAGAAUUGCCUUAAAGGAUUUGAAGUAAGAGCAUAAUUUUGGGGAGAGUUUUUUAGUGAUUCACAAUAUCCCUCUUAGCAUUAGUUUAAGGUAAAGAGGCAGAUUGAUGUUCCCUCUUUCCUGGUAAUUCCUAAGUAACUAAGAAUAAGUUCCAAAAGAAAUUGUAGCUGGAAUCUUAGUAACAAUUGUGAGUGGCUGUUUGAGUUGCCCCCACCAUGUCCUUAGAUCUAAUCUGUGCUACCUUAUUAACUCACAGCAGGCUUACUAAAUGGCUUCAUUUCAGAUUUAGUUGAUUUCUCCACCAAAUGCAUGUCAUGUAUUCUCAAUAGGCCGUAUUCCCAGCAGUCAAUAAAUGAACAACAAUAAAAACUCUUUGCUGGCUUAAUUUUCUUAAAGCUAAA